UGGUCGUUACAAGAUCUCUCUUUGUUUCCUUCUUCAUCGAUUCUUUUUUUCGUUAACUUGAUUAUCAGAUAAAAUCAGAAGAAGAAGAAGAAGAAGGAAGAAACAGUUAUUUAACGGCGUCUUAAUGGAAGCGACCGGCGUCGGACUACGGCGAGCUUUAGUGUUGGCGUUUUGCGUGGCCGGGAUUUGGUCUGCCUAUAUUUACCAAGGCGUUCUUCAGGAAACUCUAUCCACCAAGCGAUUUGGCCCUGAUGGGGAGAGGUUUGAGCAUCUUGCGUUCCUUAACUUGGCACAAAAUGUGGUCUGCUUAGUUUGGUCAUACAUAAUGAUCAAGCUUUGGUCCAGUGGCAGCAGUGGUGGUGCACCAUGGUGGACUUAUUGGAGCGCUGGAAUCACAAACACAAUUGGUCCAGCCAUGGGAAUUGAAGCACUGAAAUACAUUAGUUACCCUGCUCAGGUGCUGGCAAAAUCCUCAAAAAUGAUUCCAGUCAUGCUGAUGGGUACUCUAGUCUAUGGUAUUCGAUACUCUUUCCCUGAGUAUAUCUGCACAUUCCUUGUGGCUGGAGGGGUAUCUAUGUUUGCACUUAUCAAGACUAGCAAAAAAACAAUUAGCAAGUUGGCACAUCCUAAUGCACCCCUUGGAUAUGGGCUCUGUUUUUUGAACCUUGCAUUUGAUGGCUUUACUAACGCCACUCAGGAUUCAAUAAAUACUAGGUAUCCAAAGACAAGUGCUUGGGAUAUAAUGUUGGGAAUGAACUUAUGGGGUACCAUAUACAACAUGAUCUACAUGUUUGGUUGGCCAGAAGCUAGUGGUUUCAAGGCAGUCCAGUUCUGCAAGCAGCAUCCGGAAGCUGCUCAGGAUAUAUUGUUCUAUUGCCUCUGCGGUGCGGUUGGCCAGAAUUUCAUUUUCUUGACCAUAAGUCGAUUCGGCUCCUUGGCGAACACAACUAUCACCACAACGCGCAAAUUCGUCAGCAUCGUGGUGUCUUCUCUGCUGAGUGGCAAUCCACUGUCCUCGAAGCAAUGGAGUUGCGUACUCAUGGUUUUCGCCGGGUUGUCUUACCAAAUCUUCCUCAAGUGGAAGAAGCUGCAGAAGAAGAGAAGGGCCUGAACCAUGCCUUCAAACAGGUUUUGAGCUUUACGUUUAACCCUUUUCGUGUGCGUGUGUGUGUGUUUCAUUUUCUAAUUUGUCUACCUCCCCCUGGUAUACUAUCAUUGCAACCCUAAGGUUCAAUGAUCCCAAAAUUUAAACCAAAACUUGAGAUUUGGUAAUGUAGUUCAUAGAUCUCAUUCGAGAAAAUAGACUAUUUGUUUCCACAAAGUAGGAAGUUGGUAAUCCUAUGUUUAGUAGGA
Molecule: messenger RNA, 1353 nt
Organism: Hibiscus syriacus
Lineage: Eukaryota; Viridiplantae; Streptophyta; Magnoliopsida; Malvales; Malvaceae
Product: UDP-galactose/UDP-glucose transporter 3-like
Exons: 7
Coding region: 125-1111 (328 amino acids)
Biological process (GO): UDP-galactose transmembrane transport
Cellular component (GO): Golgi membrane; endoplasmic reticulum membrane
Molecular function (GO): UDP-glucose transmembrane transporter activity; UDP-galactose transmembrane transporter activity
Source: RefSeq, a predicted model, not a curated record